Messenger RNA from Fusarium keratoplasticum, 564 nucleotides. Its product is annotated as Helicase C-terminal domain-containing protein. Bases 1 to 564 code for a protein of 187 amino acids. Gene Ontology annotation, cellular component: spliceosomal complex; intracellular anatomical structure. Gene Ontology annotation, molecular function: RNA binding. The record is from RefSeq and is a predicted model, not a curated record. The transcript has 3 exons. NCBI's taxonomy places the organism in Eukaryota, Fungi, Ascomycota, Sordariomycetes, Hypocreales, Nectriaceae.
AUGAUUGUCAAGAAGAAGCCCAAGGAAGAUAUCCUCUUGUUCUUGACCACAACUCAGGAGAUCGAGGAAGCAUGUGCGAUGAUCCGUCGCAGGGUGCCAAGUCUCCUGGUUUUACCCCUCUACUCUGCCCUCCCUUCCGAGGCCCAGCGUCUUGCAAUGAGCAAGUCACACUUCCAGCAAUGCAUCGUCUUGACCAACGUUGCAGAAGCUAGUGUGACGAUCCCAGGGGUUGUCUAUGUCAUCGACGUGGGGAAAGAGAAGAAGGCUGGUGACGAAGUGGCCGACAAGAUCCUUCAACUGAAGGAUCUGGGCGUCGACGAAGUGGCGCGGUUCGAUUUCAUCGACCCGCCAAUGCCAGAGGCUUACCCCAGCGGGCUCCAAGAGCUGAGGGCGGCAACAGCUAUCAUCGUCAAGCCCUAUGACCUCACUUCCGAGGAGAAGGGUACAGCCAUGGACCUUCUCCGGGCGUGGGCUCGUCGUUCCUUCGGAGGCGAUAUGCGACCCUCCCUCACCGUGACUGUACAAAUGUACCAGGACUUCUGGCAGGCAGUCUUCCAAGGAUAG